AUGCCGCCAUCUAGUCCCAAGUUAAAUUACACUUGGCUAGGAUACCUCAGUGCAGUUGGCGCCGCGCUUCUCACAGCAGCGAAGAAAGAAGAUGAUGAGAGUGAACCAUGGCUGCACGAAUUACCAGCCGCAUGGCUCUGCUGGGCUAUCCUGUGCACUUACUACAUUGGAAAACGGUACCUUUUCCACGGCCGGUUCCUUGACGGGGACGGCAUAAGAGGCCGAGAUUUGACCUCACUCGCUCGCUUGUGGGCUAUCUCCAUUGCGAUUGUCGCAUUCACAUUUGCCUCCUCGUUCUCAGGGGAAGCCUCGUGGCUACUGAGUACUCUUCGUAUUGACGGUAUCUCUCGCCCUACACGGCCAUGCACCCAGGUUCACAUCUACCGAAAUCUUGAUCUCGUUUUUGUCGGCCUCAAAAUGGAUCGCAAUAUUCUCAAUGGUGUGUACAAUAUCGUUUCCUUGGCCCUCGGGGUAUCUGGCAAUGCCUCUGCUUCGGCAAGCACUCUAGAUUCAUUUGCUCAGUUUUCAGUGCAGGCAAUAAAUCUUAAGCAGGCCAAUGAAUUCCCCGUCCUGUUUUUGUCAGCCGGAGUAUCCUUAGUACAAGGCAUGGUCACUCUCCCUAAAGGCAUGCAGUAUCGAAACUGGCUGGCUCUUCUUUUGAUGAUCCCGGCUACCGGCUUUCUGCUCCAGGAGACAUCCGUAGACUUUGGGUAUUCUCUCUAUGACGGAAUGGUUGGGCGUGUUGCAGAUGUCUCGAUUCACCCCAUACAGCAACUUGCAUCUGAGGCCAUGAAAAAACACCAUGAUAUGGUGGCGGGGCAAUCCAAAACGCUUGAGGCUGCAAUUAUUGAAUAUGAACGCCGAUACAGCCGAAAGCCUCCGCCUGGCUUUGAUGUAUGGUAUAAAGCAGCAGAACACAAAGGUUUCAUUCUCAUUGAUGAAUUCGAUUCGUUAAUGGAAGGGCUGAAGCCAUUCUGGGGUGUCCCUCCCGCCGUUCUUCGUGCACGCGUAGCUGCGGCAACGCAGAUAUCUGGCUCAAGACUCAUUCGCUAUUCUGUGAAGGAUAAUUCCCUGAUAGCUGAAAAUGAUGGUGAGGCUACUUGGAUAACAGACCAGCUUAGAAUUUGGUUUACCUCUGAUGUGUUGAAAACUCUGCCUGACUUAGUGUUUGCUCUUAAUUUACUUGAUGAACCGCGAGUUGUGGCUCCCUAUGAGGGCCUGGAGAAGGCUCUCGGAGCCAUGUCUUCGACAGAGGACUCGGGAUCUUUCUCGAAUGCGAUUAAAUUCAAAAUGGCUAACGCCUAUGAUCUAUGGGAUAGCAUGACAUUAUCCUGUGACCCGAAAUCUGCAGCUAGAAACGGCCCGACCAGGUUCAAGCUCCCACGCAAGGGUCUAGGUAGCAGCUUCGUCUCCAAUACUACCAUUGCCCGAGAUGUCUGCUCCAUGCCUGAUCUCCAAGUUCAACAUGGAUUCUUCAUUACACCAGAGACAGCAAGCAUAGCGCAUUCAAUAGUUCCUAUCUUUUCGCAGGCCAGACCUUCGAGUUUUCAGGAUAUUAUUUUCCCAAGCGUGUACUAUGGCGGGAGACUAGAGAUGCACGAAUAUCAAGAAAGCCAGGACAUGGAGUGGGAUGAGAAAGAGAAUGUUGUUUACUGGGCAGGUUCGUCAACGGGAGGCCAUACAAAUAUUAAUAACUGGCAGAUGUUUCACCGCCAACGGCUGGUGCUCACUAUCUCCAACAACGCUACAAGGGUCGAACUUAUGAAAAGGAUCCUCGAAAAUCCUCUAAAGGAUAGUAACACUACAUCUACUUGGCGCAUAUAUACAUCUAAAAUGGAGCAAAUUGUAUCGAUGCUCAAAAUCCGAAUCUCAGCCGUCAUCCAAUGCGAGGACGACGCAUGUGAUGCACAAAAUGCCGCUUUCCGACCGGAAGAGCAGCCAAAGGAUGAUUUUCAAGCGACAUAUCGAGCCCGGUAUAAUUUGGACGUUGACGGCAACGGUUUCAGUGGACGUUAUCUUCGUGGUCUUCUGUCCAACUCUGCCAUGAUGAAGCAAACAAUAUUUAAAGAAUGGAUAGAUGAUUGGCUAACGCCUUGGGUCCAUUAUAUACCGGUCAGCAUGGACCUUGUGGAAUUCCCUGAGUUGGUACGGUUCUUUACCUCUGAGCCAGAAGGACAGGCGAUAGGGAAGAGAAUUGCGAUGGCGAGUAAGGAUUGGUCGCGCAAAGCAAUUCGAGCGGAUGAUUUGAAACUUGCACUAUGGCGCGUAAUGCUAGAGUACGCGCGGGUUAUGAGCGAUGAGAGAGACUCCAUGCAGUGCUGUUCUUAA
This is a messenger RNA of Microsporum canis CBS 113480, 2328 nucleotides long. RefSeq lists its product as hypothetical. The coding region runs from base 1 to 2328 and encodes 775 amino acids. The transcript is spliced from 3 exons. NCBI's taxonomy places the organism in Eukaryota, Fungi, Ascomycota, Eurotiomycetes, Onygenales, Arthrodermataceae. The record is from RefSeq and is a predicted model, not a curated record.